AUGGCGACGUUGGGAAGGUUUGAUCAGUUCAUCGAGGAUGGUGACAAAAAUUUUCAGUCCUACGUGGAGCGGUUCGACUACUUUCUGAAGGCCUCCCAGGUGAGCGACGACCUGAAGGUGUCAGUGUUCAUAACGGCAAUAGAAAAGAAGGCCUACAAAACUCUUAAAACGUUGCUGGAGCCAGAAAAGCCAGAAAACAAGACGUACGCACAGUUAGUGCAGACACUGAAAGAGCAGUACGUUCCCAAAACUUCCGUGAUUGCCGAGCGUUUCAAAUUCAAUCGUUGUUUUCAACAAGAUGGGCAUGCGGUGACAGCCUUUGCUGUAGAGCUGAAGCGGUUGGCGACAUCCUGUGAUUUCGGAACGUUUCUCGAUGACGCGCUGCGCGCGUUUGUGGCAGGACUUUGUGACAAAGAAACACAAGCAGAGCUGUUAAAGACAAGCAAGUUUGCCUUUAAAAAGGCCUGCAAUAUCGCUAGGAGCAUCGAGUUGGCCCGGAAAGAAAGCCAGGAUUUUCAGCCCGAGUCGGCACAAGGAAUGAUCAGCACCCUUAGCCGCAAAACAGAUAGCGGGAAACGCCCACCACGCUGGAGAGAGGUACCGGAACACACCGACCACAAGCACGGGGCAGACACCAGCAGAACUGUUUUUGUCGUGGUCGCCCCGCACACGCCUGUCUAG
Rhipicephalus microplus (southern cattle tick) is the source of this 681-nucleotide messenger RNA. RefSeq lists its product as uncharacterized. NCBI's taxonomy places the organism in Eukaryota, Metazoa, Arthropoda, Arachnida, Ixodida, Ixodidae. The record is from RefSeq and is a predicted model, not a curated record.